Oncorhynchus nerka (sockeye salmon) is the source of this 4738-nucleotide messenger RNA. Its product is annotated as BCAS3 microtubule associated cell migration factor-like. The record is from RefSeq and is a predicted model, not a curated record. Gene Ontology annotation, biological process: autophagy; response to starvation. Gene Ontology annotation, cellular component: cytoplasm. NCBI's taxonomy places the organism in Eukaryota, Metazoa, Chordata, Actinopteri, Salmoniformes, Salmonidae. Gene Ontology annotation, molecular function: protein binding.
AUUAUUGUUCACUCUGAUUGGUCGAGGACCUACAAUACCGCCUCUGUCGUACCCUGAUUGGCUUGAUGAAUGCACAGGAAUGCUGCCAUUGGUCUCAACACCCCUACGGUUUUCCCACUGUUUUGUGGCAUUUGCUAAGGAGCUCCGUUGAACUAAAGAAGCUAACGUUAGCUAGAAAACAACACACUAGACUAGGAUAAAGACUUGGAGCCAAAAUGGCAUCAGACUCCCCGCGCAGACCAAGCCGCUGUGCUGGAGGGGUUGUGGUACGAGCACAAGCUGCCACUGAGCAGUCGUAUAUGGAGAGUGUUGUGACCUUCCUCCAAGAUGUGGUCCCUCAGGCAUACACAGGUGCACCCCCAACUGAUGAAAAAGAGAAAAUAGUUUGGGUCAGAUUUGAGAAAGCUGACCUCAAUGAUACGUCCCGCUCCCCAGAGUUCCUGGAGAUGCACAGUGGCAGCAGUGACCCUCCUCUCUGCCUCAUGAUUGGUUACGCCGACGGGAUGCAAAUCUGGAGCAUAUCCCUGGGUGGGGAGGCCCAGGAGCUUUUCUCUGUGCGCCACGGACCUGUGAGAGCUGCCCACAUCCUCCCGGCGCCCCAUAUCAGUCCGCUGAUGAUUGAUGGUUUUGCGGACAAGAGGCCUCUCCUGGGGGUGUGCAAGAGCACUGGGUCCUUGGGGACGAGCCCUCCAUACUGCUGUGUGGACCUGUACUCACUGAGGACAGGGGAGAUGGUCAAGUCCAUCCAGUUCAAGACGCCCAUCUAUGACCUGCACUGCAACAAGGAGAUUCUAGUUGUCGCCCUGCAGGAGAAGAUUGCUGCAUUCGACAGCUGUACCUUCACCAAAAAGUUCUUUGUUACAAGCUGCUUUCCCUGUCCGGGCCCCAACCUAAACCCCAUAGCACUGGGAGGACGCUGGCUAGCCUACGCUGAGAACAAGUUGAUCCGGUGUCACCAGUCUCGAGGCGGUGCCUGCGGGGACAAUGCCCAGUCUUACACAGCUACAGUCAUCAGCGCUGCUAAAACCCUAAAGACUGGUCUCACCAUGGUGGGGAAGGUGGUGACCCAGCUAGCUGGUACUCUACCCACUGGUGCCCUCGACGAGGAGGGUGCUCCCCCCAGCACCACCCGCCGAAGCCCCCAUGCCCCCGGAGUAAUCACCGUCAUUGACACGCACAACGUCGGAGAGGGACAGGUCCUGGUGAGUGAGGACUCAGAUGGAGAGGGAGUGGUGGCCCACUUCCCAGCCCAUGACAAACCCAUAUCCUGCAUGGCAUUCAACCCCAGCGGUAUGCUGCUGGUGACUGCAGACACCCUGGGCCAUGACUUCCAUGUGUUCCAUGUCCUCACACACCCCUGGGCCUCCAAUCAGUCUGCUGUCCACCACCUCUACACACUGCACCGCGGAGAGACUGAGGCCAAGGUCCAGGACAUCUGUUUCAGCCAGGACAGUCGCUGGGUGGUGAUCAGCACACUGCGUGGCACCUCCCACGUCUUUCCCAUCAACCCCUAUGGUGGCGCGCCCUGCGCCCGCACACACAUCCCCCGCGUGGUCAACCGCAUGUCUCGCUUCCAGAAGAGUGCAGGGCUUGAGGAGAUAGAGAAUGAACUGAACAGCAAGCAGGCUGGAGGAGGGAGAUGCAGCCCCAUCCCCGGGCUCUCCAGCAGCCCCUCGGGGUCCCCACUACACGCUAAACUCACCAGCCAGGAGUCGUACAACAACUUCACCAGCAACAACAUGGGUAACCCUCGUCUGUCCCCUCUGCCCAGCCUCACCAUAGUGCUGCCCCUGGCACAGAUCAAACAGCCCAUGACCCUGGGCACCAUGACCAAGCGCUCCGGACCUUACCUCUUUGGGGCAGGAUGUUUUGCCAUUAAAACUCCAUGCAAAGCCAAGCCUCCCCCCCAGAUCUCCCCCAGUAAGUCCAGUGGAGGAGAGUUCUGUGUGGCUGCUGUCUUUGCUGCCUCACGCUCCUGGUACAUGACCAACCCCAACAUGAAGAGAGAGAAAGACCAGUCCAGCCGGUCAGUGGUGGAGUCCCUCUACAUCCUCAGUUGCUAUGGCACCCUAGUGGAGCAUGUCCUGGAGCCUCGGCCAAUCAGCACAGCCCAGAAGAUCAGCGAUGACACACCCCUGGAGCUCAACACAUGUCCACGGGCCUGCUGGAGCCUGGCCAGGACUCCACUGUGGAAUGAGCUGCAGCCUCCCUUUCUCUCCAACCACCCUCUGGUGCUGGCCUCUGACCUGGUGCAAUAUUACCAAUACCUCCUGGCUGGAUCACCGCUCUGGGCCCGCUCUGCUCUGCCACAGCCUGGUAAACAGCAACUCCACUACACUGCUGGGGAUGAUAAGAGACGGAGAGAGAGAGUGGUGCCCCCUGGAAGCCCGGGUCCUGUCACGCGCCACGAGUCUUACGACAGCCUGACGUCAGACCACAGCGGACAGGAGGACGAGGAGUGGCUCUCACAGGUGGAGAUAGUCACCCACACAGGGCCUCACCGUCGGCUGUGGAUGGGUCCUCAGUUCCAGUUUAAGACCAUCCACCCAUCUGGUCAGACUACGGUCAUCUCCUCCUCCUCCUCCGUGCUGCAGUCCCAGGGCCCCAGCGACAUUCAACAGCCUCUGUUGGACUUUCACACUGAUGACCUGGACCUACACAGUCUCAGGAUCCAGCCGGUGCGUUCUGAGCCGGUCAGCAUGCCUGGUUCCUCUCGGCUGGUGGCUGAACGGAGGGGACAGGGGACGGUCAUUGAUACAGGAUCAGGGACGUUUGACCGCAGUGUGACCCUGCUGGAGGUGUGUGGCAGCUGGCCAGAGAGCUUUGGCCUGCGUCACAUGAGCUCUGUGGAGUCCACCGAGGAGGGGCUGAGAGAGAGGCUGGCAGACGCCAUGUCAGAGUCACCAUCCAGAGACAUAGUGGGCUCGGCUACCGAGCUCCAGAGGGAGGGCAGCAUUGAGACUCUCAGCAACAGCUCUGGUUCCACCAGCGGCUCCAUCCCCCGUAACUUUGAGGGCUACCGCUCUCCACUGCCCACCAACGAAAGCCAGCCCCUCAGCCUCUUCCCCUCCGGAUUCCCCUAGAGGAGACCAGGAAACAGCCUGCCUACCACCCUACAAGACCUGGGGUCAAAUACUAUUUUAAGUCUUUCAAAUGCUUUGAGUGUUUGCUUUAGUCUGCCUGGGGUGCCUGAUGGGAGGGGACUACAUUUUACUAUUCUAUUGGUUCUAGACAAGCUCAAUAAAGCCCAGAUAAAGUAUUUGAACCCAGGUCUGCUACCUACCAUCCAUCCUACCGCUUCACACAGCACAGCCAGACAGUCCUGAUGUCUUCCGGUCUCUCGCCAUGUUGUUGUUCAUUAGGAUGUUAUUGUGAGCAGUGGUUCCCUUUUCAUGUUCCCUGCUCUCUCUUUCCAAAUCCAGGAACUGUCCAGUGUUACUCUCACCUACCGAUGUGUGUGUGUCUGUCUGUCUGUCUGUCGAUGUGUCACAUGGCGUGUGUUUCAUUUUGGGUGUGUGAAAUAGCUGAAGUUUGUUAUUUAGCUAGACAUGUUUUUAUGGAGUUGAUUAACUACGUGUCACUUUGACUUUUUCACAAGCUUGUAAAUGGUGAUGGACCUAUAAUGUAGCUGUAGUUGUUUUACUUCUGAAGAUAACGACCUAGCUCAGCAUGCGCACUGUAAUGUAUAUUAGCUUUGCUUAUUAAGACCAAAUCACUUCCAUGUAAGCUUUUCUCUUCAUUUGGUAACAUUGAUGGUUUUGGUGGGUAUCUUUUUAGUUUGUUGAGUCGAGUGUCUUCUGAUGAUUUCAUCUUGCUUUGAUUAUGAUUUUCUUUUUCUUUUUUUGCAACAAAAAACAGGUUUGUGCUUUAACAAAAGAAAAGGCUUAUUCCUUACUUGCGUACACACACACCUCAAACACACCCCAAACACAAACACACGCUUGUAUGCUGAAUAACUACUUUGCCAGCUUGCUUUUCUUAGUGAAUGGGUCAUUGCUAGACUUGACCAGACCACAUAGGACUUGAAAUGAAGUGUGAUCUGAUGCACGAGUGAGAACAGAAAGAUAGACUCACCUUUGAGACUUAAAACAAGUUCUAAAUAUUUGGUCACUGAUUUUGUAUUUAGUGUUUGUCAACAUUUAAAUUUUAUAACACAAUACAAUCCUAGUCCUUUGUCUGGGGAAUGGAUGUCUGGUUGACUACACGGGUCUGAUCAGAAAAAUGCUACGUUACAGGACUUUCAGGUAGAAAUACAUUUUAUAGAACAUGUGACUCCUCUGUCCUGUAGGAAAAGGAGUCAUUACAGAUCUAUAUAUUACAUAUUUAUCUGCAAUGUUCGGGACUGUUUCACCCUACUGAACACAGCCAUAUUCCCGUAAUUCUGCAUGUUGAAUGAGUCGAUGGCUACUGCUGCUUGGUCACUGGACAAUGUCACAUAAAAGAGGCAUGAUGAAUUUAUUCAUUUUAAUACAGAACACAUGUUUAUUAAUACAUUUUUACUAAUAUUGGUUUUGUAAAAUACCAAAUCGUUAUUUGCUAUACAUUCAUGUUAAUGAAAUGUAUUGAUGUGUUAUUAUUACCCCUGGAUACUCAAUGAUUUCAUAUAUGCUCAAUAAAUAUUACACCUGCAGAGUCAUUGUUUCAAUCACGUGAACAAAAGUUAUCAGCAAGUGCUUUUGUAAAUGCAAAGUGACUUCUCGUUUAAUUUAAUGAAAAUAAAUAAACCACACCAAAGCCA